GAACCCUAGACACUGUGCUCCAUAAAGGAUAAAGCCUAAUGGUCGCCUUCGCCGUCCGACUGUUAGGACUUUGUGUCACCGCUGGCUUUUGACCCAGUAAAAGUAACCCAGGCUUUCCCGCAACCACACGCUGAGUCUGGCCGGUCUCUGCACAGCCACGAAACACGGCAGCUAAUGAUUGCGAACGGGGGGCCACUCGGCCCCUCGGUCUCAUUGGUCUCUGGUCGUGGGCCAAUAAUGUCAGUCACAUUUUCCCACGCAUGAAAAUGAUACAUUUUACACAAAGUUCAGCUGGGGGUCAGCGCCUCUGGAGCUCUACGGGCGCACAGCUGGCAAAGACACUGAGGCGGAAUAAAGUCAUGUCUCUCUCUAAGGAGAUGGCGGCCGCCGCCGAGGAGCCACGGCGGCCGAAAUGCACCCGCUGCCGGCACCACGGGAUCAUCGUCCCGCAGAAGGGCCACAUGAAGAGCUGUCCCUUUCUCAAAUGCGACUGCUGGAAGUGCUACCUCAUCACGCAGCGGACCCGGAUCACGGCCCUCCAGCGAAAUCUGAAGAAGGCCCAGAGCGAACCCGGCGAUGAGGAGCAGCGACCCCGCGCCCCCAAGGCCGCCGGCGUGAGGAAACCUGCGGCUGAGGGGAGUGCUGGCGCCGUGGCCCCGGGAGGAGGCGCUCGUCCGUCGGCUACGUCUGGGCUGACGUGUCCCCGGCCCACAGGGGCCCCGGGGAGUGCCGCCACCUCUGCCGCGGGAGGAGAGCAGGUGGCCGGUGGGGAGAGCAAAGAGGCGCUGCCGUGUCCACCUUAUAGUGCCCCUUACUUGGAUCAAAGAGGGCAGACUCCCCCUCUGCCUGUGAUUCCCUUUCCAGUUAGGAUGUCAGGUCACUACCCCGGCAGCUAUGCUCCGUGCCCAAACUUCCUGUUCAACGUGCCAUGGCUGCCGCCUGUACCCGUUGGGUUUUACAACAAUGGCCUCUGCGGGCCCCGAAUCUUCCCCCACUUCCUGCAGGGCGCAGUGCAUUACCCGCCUCCACCAGAGCCCGAACCUCCGGCUGAGAACAGAGAGGGCUUCUUCAGCCCUCGACCGCCCCCUCUCCCAGAGGCCUUCCAGGAGGAACUGAUGUCAAGGCAGCACCCACAGCCUCCUCUACCCAGACACAGUGAGCCCGACGUAGAGGAACUGGAAUAAUGGACAGUGAGCCCGAUUGUGGGGGGGGCUAGAUUACAGCCGAAGUGGGAGGGGAUUCCAAUUAUUUCUGUUAUUAAUGCGGAUGCAGUUUGUUUGCAAACCUGCACAUUUUUCAGAUUGUUGCUAUGAAAGCUCUGCACAAUGUUUCUUGUUAAUGUGCUGAUAAAGGCUAGAGGCUUGGAUUGAUGACAGAGGAAGCAAAAACAGUUAGAUUAUUUUGUAUUUCCAUUUUUCAGAAACGGUGAGAAGCUCAGUUGGAAAUGUUUUGCUUCAGACUUGUCGUCAUUUGAACUUUUAAAUCAGUUAUAAAAGAGAACUGCGCUGGAACCCUACUUUUCUUUAGCAUACUUUACGAACAGUUUGUUUUAUUUAUAUUUUUGGUUUUUUUGGAAAUGAGUUCAUUUAUAUAGAAAAAUAAAAGUUCGGUUUAUCUUUUGA
Molecule: messenger RNA, 1622 nt
Organism: Xiphias gladius (swordfish)
Lineage: Eukaryota; Metazoa; Chordata; Actinopteri; Istiophoriformes; Xiphiidae
Product: doublesex- and mab-3-related transcription factor 1-like
Exons: 3
Coding region: 261-1184 (307 amino acids)
Biological process (GO): sex differentiation; regulation of transcription by RNA polymerase II
Cellular component (GO): nucleus
Molecular function (GO): DNA-binding transcription factor activity, RNA polymerase II-specific; RNA polymerase II cis-regulatory region sequence-specific DNA binding
Source: RefSeq, a predicted model, not a curated record